AUGGCUUCCACAUCAGCUUCACCACACCAGUAUCCUCUGGUCAAGCUGCCCCAUCCUUUCUUGACAUCAUAUCGAGUCAACGUAGUCUCUUCCAACGCACCGGCCAGGCGAGUGUUGCAUCUAGAAGAGCAGCCAUCCAACGGAAAAGCACCAGCUGAGGCAUUGCACUCUGAUUCGCUCACAUGGCUUGACCUACACACAACUCCCAAGGAGUCGCAUCCUCCACUCAAUGAUAACAGCGAUUGGGCUCGCGCCGUUCGCGGACCGCAGACGACGUUCAAAUGGCCUGAGAGCACCGCACCAACACUCGCUCAAGUAUGGAAUGUUGUUCACGCCAUCUACCUCGCCUACCCCAACACCGAGCACUUCCGCUUGACACUGCAAGGCGCAGAGAAGCAGACCCUACACGACGAACUGCUGGCCACCGGUCUCGCUAUCGAAUAUCCCAAGCCAUGGCAUCUACCUAACGACUCGAUCCCUCGCACCAAUGAGCUCCUCAUUCUCCGCAGUGCCUUCUGGCAAGGUGCAGCAUCACCAACCGGCCCCCGUCCCAUCUGGGUCCUCGGCGACGGCAUCGACAAGAACCUCCGAACCACUCUCUCCAGCUACCCCCUGAUGCCCGAAAACCACCACUUCACCAUGAAGUUCCCCAACGAACGCAUCUACGCCCGUCACCCCAUCCGCCGCCCCAAGCCUGCUCCCCAAAGCAUCUGCUACUCACGCUACAUACCCGAAGUCAACCAGCACUUCUCCCUCGAAGUCGUGGAUUGGACAAAUGCCGAACACCUCAAUCUCUUCCACACAUGGCAAAAUGAUCCUCGUGUCGCAAAAGGAUGGAAUGAGACGGGAGAUCUUGAACAUCAUCGCAACUACCUCAGAAACUUGCACUAUGAUCCUCAUGUCUUGUGCUUGUUUGGCCGCUUCGACGACACAAGAUUUAGCUACUACGAACUCUACUGGGCCAAAGAAGAUCACUACGGCGCCCACUUUGACGCUGGAAACUACGACCGCGGCCGUCACAGUCUCGUCGGCGAUUCUUCCUUCCGUGGCGCCAAGCGUGUGAACGCAUGGUAUAGCAGUUGCAUACAUUACUGCUUCCUGGACGACCCUCGUACUGCAAAUGUUGUUGGCGAGCCCAAAGCUUCUGGUGCGAUCAUCCUUUCUUAUGAACAGAGUCAGGGGUUGGCGAUUGGCAAAUUUGUGGACUUGGGUCAUAAGAGAAGUGUGCACAGUGUUGCAAGUAGGGAGAAGUGGUUCCAGCUGUGCCCGGUGUUUUGGGAUGGGAGGGAGAGACCUUUGGAGAGUGCUGAUCGUGCUGCUUGGGCUGCUAAGCUGUAG
Messenger RNA from Aureobasidium subglaciale EXF-2481, 1338 nucleotides. RefSeq lists its product as uncharacterized. Lineage: Eukaryota; Fungi; Ascomycota; Dothideomycetes; Dothideales; Saccotheciaceae. Gene Ontology annotation, biological process: siderophore biosynthetic process. Bases 1 to 1338 code for a protein of 445 amino acids. The transcript has a single exon. The record is from RefSeq and is a predicted model, not a curated record.